AUGUCCGAUUACGAAGAUGAUGCAUUUCGCGAGGUAGCGGACGCAUACGAGGACUUUGAUGCACCAGAUCACUUUUCCGAUAAUGAAUAUGACGAUCCAAACGGUGGUGAUGCUCAAAUAACCACUGAUGAUGGAAGACAAAUCAUCAAUGGAGGUAUUGGACCCGAUGACGCUGCAGCUGGUGUCGCUGCAGCUAGUGCAGCUCAACAACAGAGGAAAAAGACAACCAAGGAACUAGCUAUACCCAAAGACCAAAGAACUACUACCCCUUACAUGACUAAAUACGAGCGUGCGAGAAUUUUGGGUACUAGAGCGUUGCAAAUUUCAUUGAAUGCUCCAGUUUUGGUCGAUAUUGAAGGUGAGACUGAUCCUUUGCAAAUAGCCAUGAAGGAGUUGUCGCAGAGAAAGAUACCUUUGGUGAUUAGAAGGUAUUUGCCAGAUGGAUCAUAUGAAGAUUGGGGAUGUGAUGAGUUGAUUGUGGAUCAGUAG
Lodderomyces parapsilosis is the source of this 489-nucleotide messenger RNA. It is a transcript of the gene RPO26, whose product is annotated as DNA-directed RNA polymerase core subunit. The transcript has a single exon. Gene Ontology annotation, biological process: DNA-templated transcription. Gene Ontology annotation, cellular component: RNA polymerase II, core complex; nucleus; RNA polymerase I complex. Bases 1 to 489 code for a protein of 162 amino acids. Gene Ontology annotation, molecular function: DNA binding; DNA-directed RNA polymerase activity. NCBI's taxonomy places the organism in Eukaryota, Fungi, Ascomycota, Pichiomycetes, Serinales, Debaryomycetaceae. The record is from RefSeq and is a predicted model, not a curated record.